AUGUGUAAUCCAAUAACUAGACAACACUAUAUAUCGAUCUUGAUAAAAUGGAAUAAGGCAGUUUUGCUUUCUAAUAGAACCAAAUAUUUAUUUGGGACUUAUGAGACAGCAGAGGACGCUGCAUUGGCCUAUGACAGGGCGGCUUAUCGUAUUCGGGGCUCGCGUGCAUUGCUGAAUUUUCCGCACAGGAUAAAUUCCGGUGAGCCAGAGCCCGUCCGCAUUACAUCGAAGAGGACUUCCAUGUCGUCGGAUCAGAUUUUGUAUUCGGGAGCAUUGGAAAAUGGGGCACCUAAGAAGCGGAAGAAGGUGGCAGAGGCAGUACCGGUGGUGCAAAAUGGGUGCUGA
This is a messenger RNA of Fraxinus pennsylvanica, 345 nucleotides long. Lineage: Eukaryota; Viridiplantae; Streptophyta; Magnoliopsida; Lamiales; Oleaceae. The record is from the annotation of a GenBank genome assembly.